AUGGUUCGUGUCAUUAUAAAAGGAGGUGUCUGGCGAAAUACGGAGGAUGAGAUCUUGAAAGCGGCUGUUAUGAAAUAUGGCAAAAAUCAGUGGAGUCGUAUCGCCUCACUGCUUCACCGAAAGUCAGCGAAGCAAUGCAAAUCACGAUGGUAUGAAUGGUUGGAUCCAAGUAUUAAAAAAACAGAAUGGUCGAGAGAGGAAGAUGAGAAACUACUGCAUCUUGCGAAGUUAAUGCCAACGCAGUGGAGAACCAUUGCCCCCAUUGUUGGACGUACUGCUUCUCAGUGUCUGGAAAGAUACGAAUAUUUGCUAGACCAAGCGCAGAAAAAGACAGAGAUUGAACUUGAACCUGGCGAUGAUCCCAGAAAGUUGAAACCUGGUGAAAUCGACCCCUGUCCUGAAACUAAGCCUGCUAGACCCGACCCAGUUGAUAUGGAUGAAGAUGAGUUGGAAAUGUUGUCCGAAGCUCGGGCCCGUUUGGCAAAUACUCAAGGGAAAAAGGCGAAACGAAAAGCCAGAGAGAAGCAGCUUGAAGAAGCUCGCCGUCUGGCGUCACUGCAAAAGAGACGUGAGCUCAGAGCUGCGGGAAUACCGUGGGGUCGUGGCAGAAAAUUUCGCAGAGGAAUUGAUUACAAUGAAGAAAUACCAUUUGAAAAGUUGCCUCCACCAGGUUUCCAUAAUCCGAGCGAGGACACCGAUGAUUCACAGAAUAAAAGUUUUCGGAGCUUGAGGCGACAGGAUUUAGAUCCGAAGAUGCAGCGUGACAUUCGAGAAUCUGAAGAACGAAAGAAAGAUAAAGAAAAGAUGAAGAAGCGCAAGGAGCAAGAUAUGCCAGAGACAAUUUUUAAUAAAAAUCAACCGGAAAGAAAGCGCAGCAAACUCGUAUUGCCUCCUCCUCAAAUUUCCAACUCGGAGUUGGAAGACAUAAUCAAACUUGGUCGAGCUACAGAAGCUGCUCGUGAAUCUGUCGAAGAAAGUGCUGAAAGUGGCAGCGCUUCAUCAGCUUUGCUUUCUGACUAUUCUGUCACUCACACAGCUGCGUCGCUGCGUACUCCAAGAGUUUCUGGGACUGGAAGUGAUUCUAUUCUUCAGGAGGCUAAGAACAUUAUUUCUCUCCAGCAGGUUGAGACACCGCUUAAGGGGGGCGUUAACACGCCGCUGCAAGCCACUGACUUUACAGGAAUCACGCCGAGACGAGACACUGUACAAACCCCUAACACUCUCAUGAGGACACCAAUGGCUUUCACCUCGCGUGGCGAAGCGUUCACCCCGGAUCGCUAUACGCCGCGGUCGUUUACGCCGCGAAGCAUUUCGUCCACACCGUUCAGGGACGAAUUGAAUAUCAACGCUGAAGACGCUGCAGUUUCGCCAAUGGAUCCGAGCCGAGUGCGAAAAGAGUUGCGAAAGGGGCUGUUGUCAUUGCCGCGACCGCGCAACGAUUUCGAAAUCGUCGUCCCAGAAGACGUUCCUGGAUCUGACACUCAAUCUGAAACCGAAGAAGUUAUGGACGCCGCCGAUGUAAUUCUGGCCGAGAAGCUUAAAAUGGAACGAGUGCAUCGCGAUCUACCUCGCCCUGCUGACAUGAACAACUCCGUGAUGAGGCCGAUAAGGCCUGAUCUUCCAUUGAACGACAUCCAGAAGGCUGAAGAACUUAUUAAAAAGGAAAUGUUGAUCAUGCUACACCAUGAUGCGCUCACUGAUCCUUCAGAUGAACAGGUCAAAAUUGAUAAAAAAAAUAUUCACAGCAAGUCUGAGCAGACAACAACGCUUCUGAAUGAAGAAAAGCACAAUCAGUUUUUGGACCAAUGUCCCUUUGAACCGAUCAGCGAAGACGACUUCGAAAAAGCGGAACAGCUAUUAGCUGACGAAGAAGAAGUCGUUAAGUGUGGAAUGGGUCACGGCGAACUAUCUGUAAUGGCGUAUACUCAAGAUUAUCGGUUGCACAUGGCCCGAGAAGCCAAAAAGGCUGUUAAGGCCGAGAAGAAGUUGAAAGUGCUUCUAGGCGGAUACCAGGUGCGAGCUCAAGGACUGAUCAAACAGGUACAGGAACAAGAGGAUCAGGUCGAAAUUGCAGAAAUAGAAAAGUUCACGUUCGAUGCACUUAGGAAGCACGAAGAAUUCGUGAUUCCAAAACGAAUAGGCAACAUCUCUGAAGAUGUGGAACGCCAGCAGGAACGAGAAAAACAGUUACAGAAAGUUUUCGACGAAUUGCAGCUAGAAGCAGAACGCCUUUCUUCACUGGAACAACGAGAGCAGGCCAUGGGUGCGGCGAUGACAGACCGGAGACGACCGACGAUCACACACACGGCGGAGGAAGAGGCUCUGGACAAAAUUGCGCGAGACGCUGAAGAACGAAUACAGAAAAAACGACAAGCCAGAGCAGAAGCUCGUUCAGUGCGGCUCCGGGAGCUGGAAAAACAGCAGCGUGAAGCCGAUGAAGCCGAACUCAGAUACGAACUAACGAAUGAAUCUAGUCGAACGAGGUUCGGUCGCACUUCUUCAGGAACUGCACAUAACGGGUUUGCAAAGAAGUUGGACGAAGAAUUUGCAGCCGACGACCCAAAGGCAUUGGUGGAGAAACUGAACAGGACACUGUGUCUUUAUUCGCAAGUGGACAACGAGAAAUCGGUUUUGCUGUUCGAAGUUGAUCUGUUAAGAGAUGAAUUUGAAGAACUGCAAGAAAACCAUGCACAGCUGCGUCGAGAGUACACCGACAUGCAAAAUGUAAAUGAAGACAGUUCAGCAAGUGACGCUGCUUAA
Molecule: messenger RNA, 2760 nt
Organism: Soboliphyme baturini
Lineage: Eukaryota; Metazoa; Nematoda; Enoplea; Dioctophymatida; Soboliphymatidae
Source: the annotation of a GenBank genome assembly